ACGGAAUUUGAAAGCUGAAAAAUUUACUCGAAUCUAUCAUUCUCUCUGAAAAUUGAAAAACAAAUUCGCAUUCAUGAAUACUUCCUCAGAUGUACGUGAUAUACGGGAAAUGCAUUUGUCUCCGGUCUGUCAAUAUUGAUCCUAUCAAGCGAUAGCAAUGCGUCAUUCAUUUGCUUUCUGUCUCUGUCUUUUAUUUCCCCUUGCGAAAGUGAGAUUCACUAUUUCAAGUGGCGAGUGCUGAAAUAAUCGCAUAAACUUACUGCAGCAAUGUUCGAAAGGGGAACGGGAGGGAACUCAAAAGAAAGGUGGUGAAGGUAAAUGAAAUGAGCAAUAAGCCAAGGGAGGAAAACGACAUCGUGUACAAUCGGUAGCCAUCUCUAAGACGUUUUAUCAUAAAAACCCCAACGACUGGCUCGUCAAAAAACUCCUGAGAUUACCGUGCCGAUGAUGAAUAACUCCAACGAAUCAACCGUCCCUGACGAAGAGGAUCCCGACUUCGAAAUAGAAAUGGAUGACGUCGCAAAGAUAGUCACCAUUAGUGCAUACGCGAUCAUCUUCCUGCUUUCAUUCCUGGGUAAUUCAUUCGUCAUCCACAUUGUGCGCACUCGUGUGAGCAUUCGGCGCAACCCCUUUAACUGGCUCUUAGUCAACACUGCUGUAGCUGAUCUUUUGAAUGUGACCACAGCCUCUGCCCUCACGGUGCCAUUCAUCUUGUGUGACAACCGAUGGAUAUCAGGCGUACUAGGCGCGAUCCUGUGCAAGUUGACGGCGUAUUUGUUACCGGUUUCCAUCUGUGUUUCAAUCUGGAGCCUCGCCAUCAUUGCUAUCGAUCGAUAUCUAGCUAUUGUGGGCACAGAUUGGAGGAGUAAUAGGGAGCCAAUGUCGCACAGGUCUGUGAAAAAGUCCAUCGUUGCCGUGUGGCUAUCCGCAGGCUUCAUAUUUAGUGGGGAACUUUACAAGUUUACGGUAGACGUGGAGGAGGGGGAAAACGCUGAAUGCCAUCACCAGUGGCACCGUUUGAGGCCUGAGCUUUCGGAUUUUCUUUAUCGAGUUGAAAUGAUCGUCAGAUUCGUCAUCAACUAUGCUGUUCCACUACUCAUCAUUUCAGUCCUGUACUCAUUGAUAGCCAGAUUCCUCUGGACACACAAGCCACCGGGAAAUGCCACAUUACAAGUGCAUGUCAAGCGAACAAGAAAACACCGUGCGGUCAUCAAGAUGCUGGUUACAGCUGUUGUCGUUUUCGCCCUUUGCUGGCUUCCCGUUCAUAUCGCUCACAUAAUGGAACAAUUUUACACUGAUAUCUACUACACGAUUCCCCUGAGUACCCUGGUGAUUAUGUACUGGCUGGCGCAUGCUAAUGCUGCAAUCCAUCCCUGGUUGUUCAUUUCCUUUGGCGAGAACUUACGAAUGGAGACGAAAGGAAUACUCCGGCAUCUUAGCAGCAGAAGCACCAAUGUUUUUGACCAGUUCAGUAAACGAACAUUUUCCCUACCAACACUGUCUAGUGAUCCAAGUAUGGCUCGCGGGGCCAACACAACAAAACGCGAUUCGUUCGUCGCUAUAAACGCCGUUUGAUUUUAAUUUCUUUCGUAAAGUCACGGUCUGCUUGAUAAAUUGAGAGCCAUGACAUAUCACAGACGCUCUGUUCAUCAUCCUAGCUACGGAUUUUUUUCCAAAGUUUAGUUGACAGAGUUUGGAUUUUUUUCGAUAAGUAAACUCACAUUUAAAUUGGUUUUUACUACAUCCGCAUGAAAACUGAAGGGAGUAGGGUUACAUCUAAUUUUUCUGCGAUGACUAAUUCAUUUAAAAUUGUCUCUAAUAGUACUUGCAUUAGAAACAGGCAUACAUGAAGUACGUAGCUUAAAAGCUGGCUUUGGGCUCACCAAUGUUUAUUUCUUGAUUUCUGUAAGGUGAAAUGCUACCCUCCUGGUGGCAUACUCUUUACAUCAAAUAACCAAAACAUUUUGUCGAUAUCAGGAUGUGCAAUAACUGCAAUGCUAAAAUAGAUUUUGUCACUGUGUAAUAGAAAUUGAUCGGACACAUUCAUUCAUAUGUAGGAUAACACCACAUGGUUUUAGAUAUACAACCGAAACUAAUGUAUUAACUGUGCGUCAUAGGAUUACUGAGUUCAAAACGCCUUUAGAGCAAGUAUCCAUGCUUUGAGUAAAAAGUGUCUCAAAAGUA
Messenger RNA from Stylophora pistillata, 2184 nucleotides. RefSeq names its product galanin receptor type 1. Gene Ontology annotation, molecular function: G protein-coupled receptor activity. The record is from RefSeq and is a predicted model, not a curated record. Lineage: Eukaryota; Metazoa; Cnidaria; Anthozoa; Scleractinia; Pocilloporidae. Gene Ontology annotation, cellular component: plasma membrane. Gene Ontology annotation, biological process: G protein-coupled receptor signaling pathway.